AUGCCUGCGUGCAUGCGAUGGCGGGGAAAUAUCAAGGAAACGAUCGCAAAAGGAUGGUGGAAUCUAAAUACGGAACGUACGGACAAGGACGUGGCUUCAGACUCGGGCGAACAACGGCCAAGAACACCGGACGAGGAGACAAAACUACCAAAACUGCCAGUGCCUUUGUUGGAACGUACUACGAAACUAUAUCUGGAAACGCUGAAACCAAUAUUAAAUGAAAAACAAUACGAACAUGCUAGAAAGCUGGUGGCAGACUUCACGAGUGGACCUGGUCCAAUGUUACAGGAAAUAUUACUCGAACGCAGAGAAGAACAUGACAAUUGGGUGUAUGAUUGGUGGCUUCACGAUAUGUAUCUGUGUAACCAAUCUUCGUUGCCAGUUAAUUCCAAUCCCGGAAUGGUAUUUCCACCAUUACCAAAUCUAUCGGCAGAGACGCAGAUGGCCAAAUUUUCAGCUAGAUUUGUAGUUGAAAUGAUGAAUUUCAAACGUAUAUUGGACAAACGAGAACUGCCUGUAGAAAAAGCUGCAUCCAGAGAAAAAGGACAACCGUUAUGCAUGGCACAGUAUUAUAGACUAAUGAAAUCAUAUAGGGAACCAGGAUUAGUUAAGGAUCGACUCGUUGACUUCGAAUCAGAUUUGACAUUAUCAAGACCUCACAUUAUAGUUGCUUGCAAGUCACAGUUCUACGUGUUGCGAUUAACUUCGGGCGAAGACGCAACUCCCAUAACUGAAGAAGAAAUUGUGACAAAACUACUGAACAUUAUAAUGGACGCUAAAAAAACCGCUGGCACUGCGGGUGCAUAUUCGGUGGGCAUUUUAACAUCGCAAAAGAGAGACGACUGGGCGCAUAGCAGGGAGUUGUUGAUGAAAAGUGCUUCAAAUCGCAAUAAUUUGGCAUUAAUCGAGCGUUGUUUAUUUGUCAUCAAUUACGAUUUGGAACCACUUGGUCUGGAAUUUAAUUCCACGUGUAAAGUAGGUGCAAAAGGCUAUAGACUAUCGAAUGACAGAGACGAGACAAACAUGAUGCAUCAAAUGAUCCACGGUGGAGGUAGUGAGUACUGUUCUGGCAACCGCUGGUUUGACAAGACUAUACAAUUGGUCAUUGGAAGAGACGGUGCAAAUGGAUUAUGUUACGAACAUUCACCAUCUGAAGGAAUUGCAGUUAUUGAAUUAAUGGAAAAAUUGAUUAAAAGUACCAAAGACUUGAACGAACAAUCAAUAGAUAUAAUGACAUCAACAGAAAAACCAGAAAAACUCAUAUGGAGUGUUAAUAAUGAACUCAUAAAACACAUAGCUGAUGCUUCUACUGUUUUGGACAAGCUGCACGGUAAACUGGUGGCUACGUAUGAGAGCGCCUCCACCAGACGUUUCCGAUUGGGUAGAGUGGAUUGUAUACGGGCGGCGACUGUGGAAGCACUGGAAUGGGCUAAGGCAAUGAAUCAGUCUGCCGUCACCGAAACUGGCAUAUUAGGCACAAAGAAGAUAUACUAUACAGUGACUGAUAACGAAAAACUUCAACUUUUCGAAACUGCAGUAAAAAAACAAACUGACAUCAUGAUAGACAAUAUUCUCGGUAUGGGGAUAGACUCUCACUUAUUGGGAUUAAGACAAGCAGCAAGAGAAAAUGCCAUAUCGUGUCCAGUAUUCGAAGACGAUUCAUUUAGAAUUGCCAAUCAUUUUUCAUUAUCAACAAGUCAACUAUUAACUUCCACGGACAGUUUCAUGGGCUAUGGACCAGUUGUGCCGGACGGCUAUGGCGUUUCCUAUAAUCCCCAAAGCAAUUCUUUGGUAUUCUGUGUAUCUUCGUUCAAAUCAUCUAAAACCACAAACAACAAUGCUUUUACUGUGGCUCUAGAACAAAGUUUGAUGACAAUGCAGAAAAUGAUAUACAUGAAAAGAAAUUAA
Messenger RNA from Metopolophium dirhodum (rose-grain aphid), 1908 nucleotides. It is a transcript of the gene ChAT, whose product is annotated as choline O-acetyltransferase. The record is from RefSeq and is a predicted model, not a curated record. Gene Ontology annotation, biological process: acetylcholine biosynthetic process; neuromuscular synaptic transmission. Lineage: Eukaryota; Metazoa; Arthropoda; Insecta; Hemiptera; Aphididae. Gene Ontology annotation, cellular component: cytoplasm; neuron projection. Gene Ontology annotation, molecular function: choline O-acetyltransferase activity. The coding region runs from base 1 to 1908 and encodes 635 amino acids. The transcript is spliced from 10 exons.